Molecule: messenger RNA, 2456 nt
Organism: Vicugna pacos (alpaca)
Lineage: Eukaryota; Metazoa; Chordata; Mammalia; Artiodactyla; Camelidae
Source: RefSeq, a predicted model, not a curated record
GAAUUAGUGACAUUUAAAGAUGUGGCUAUAGACUUCACGUUGGAAGAGUGGCGGUUGAUGGAUCCAACACAGAGGAACUUGCACAGGGAUGUGAUGCUAGAGAAUUAUAGGAAUCUUGUUUCCUUGGGGCUUGCAGUUUCCAAACCAGACAUGAUAUCUCAUUUGGAAGAUGGAAAAGGACCAUGGGUGAUAGUGAGAGAAAUUUCAAGAACCCCCUACCCAGAGUUGGAGACCAAACCUAUAACCAAGAAUGCUAUUCCAACAGAGGAUGUGUCCGAAGAACACUUACCACUGGAGACCAUAGGAGAGAAACUGACAGAGAAUGGUCUAUGCGACACCAGAAUUGGAGGAUUAUGGAAAUGGAACGACAGGAACCAGGAGGUGUCACAGAAGAACCCCACAGCAAAUACCAAAUAAGUGAGGAAAAAUUUAUGAGUAAUUUAGAUUUGAUUACAGAUACCCAUUUGGGGGUGAAAAUUUUCAAGGAUACAGAAGGCAGCAAAGUUGUAAGCCCUGCUUCAGAACUCACUUUAGGGGAAAAGACCAGUAAUAAAGCAAAACCCUACACGUGUAGUACAUGUGAAAAGGCCUUCCGUUACAGGUCAUUACUCAUUCAACAUCAGAGAACUCACACUAAAGAAAAACCUUAUGAAUGUAGUGAAUGUGGGAAAAUGUUCAGCCAGCCUUCAUAUCUUAGUCAACAUAAAAAAAUCCACACUGGAGAAAAACCCUAUAAAUGUAAUGAAUGUGGAAAGGCCUUCAUUGCCUCUUCAUCACUUAUGGUACAUCAGAGAAUUCAUACUAAGGAGAAACCUUAUCAGUGCAAUGUCUGUGGAAAAUCUUUUAGCCAGUGUGCCCACCUUAAUCAACACCAGAGAAUUCAAACUGGAGAGAAGCCCUGUAAAUGUAGCGAGUGUGGGAAAGCUUUUAGUGAUAAAUCAAAACUUGCACGACAUCAGGAAACUCACAAUGGAGAGAAACCCUACAAAUGUAAUGAUUGUGGGAAAGCUUUUAGGAAUAAGUCAUAUCUUAGUGUACAUCAGAAGACCCAUACUGAGGAGAAACCAUAUAAAUGCAAUGAGUGUGGGAAAUCUUUCAAGAAUACCACAAUUUUUAAUGUUCAUCAGAGAAUUCAUACUGGAGAGAAACCCUUUAGAUGUAAUGAAUGUGGAAAAGCCUAUAGAAGUAAUUCAAGCCUUAUUGUACAUAUAAGAACUCAUACUGGGGAAAAACCCUAUGAAUGUAAUGAAUGUGGGAAAGCUUUCAAUCGUAUAGCAAAUUUCACAGAACAUCAGAGGAUUCACACAGGAGAAAAACCCUAUAAAUGUAAUGAAUGUGGGAAAGCAUUCAUUAAUUAUUCAUGUCUUACUGUACACCACAGAAUGCAUACAGGAGAGAAACCAUAUGAAUGUAACGAAUGUGGAAAGGCCUUCAUGCGUUCUUCAUCUCUAAUUAUACAUCAGCAAAUUCAUACUGAAGAGAAACCUUAUCUCUGUAAUGAAUGUGGGGAAUCUUUCAGAAUAAAAUCACACUUAACUGUACAUCAGAGGAUUCAUACUGGGGAGAAACCAUAUAAGUGUACUGACUGUGAGAGGGCAUUUACCAAAAUGGUAAAUCUCAAAGAGCAUCAGAAAAUUCAUACUGGUGUGAAACCCUACAACUGCUAUGAUUGUGGAAAAUCCUUCAGGACUAAGUCAUACCUUAUUGUACAUCAGAGGACCCAUACUGGAGAAAAACCAUACAAAUGUAAUGAGUGUGAGAAAGCUUUCACUAACACAUCACAGCUUACUGUCCACCAAAGAAGGCAUACUGGAGAAAAACCCUAUAAAUGUAAUGAAUGUGGGAAGGUUUUCACAAGUAACUCAGGCUUUAAUACUCAUCAAAGGACAUAUACUGGGGAGAAACCAUUUAAAUGUAAUGACUGUGGCAAAGCAUUUAGCCAGAUGGUACAUGUCACAGAACAUCAGAAAAUCCAUAGUGGAGAGAAACCCUAUAAAUGUGAUGUCUGUGGAAAAGCCUUCAGGAGGGGUUCGUACCUUACAGUGCAUUGGAGAACACAUACUGGAGAAAAACCCUACACAUGUAAGGAAUGUGGAAAAGGUUGUAUUACUCUAUCACAGCUAACUCUGCAUCAGAGGAUUCAUACUGGGGAGAGGCCCUAUAGGUGUGAAGAAUGUGGGAAAGCCUUUAGAACUAAUUCAGACUUUACUGUACAUCUGAGGAUGCACACAGGAGAAAAACCUUAUAAAUGUAAUGAAUGUGCAAAAGCCUUUAGGAGUAGCUCAAGCCUUACUGUACAUCAAAGAAUACAUCAGCGAGAAACUCACCAGGUUUGCAGCAGGCCUGCAAUAGCCCAGGAACCUCCCAUGCAGUGGAAGGUAUCAGUGUGGGACCAGAAGGGAGACCAAGUCCUGGUCAAGAAAAAGGAAUUUGAGAGGGUGUCCCAGGAAGCCUGA